AUGAAACAUGAGAAACCGAUUAUUCAUGAGACACCUCAAGAUCAGCAAGUUGACAUUGAGGCUCAAAAUGAAUCGGGUGAAGCAAAAGGUGACAACUUCGUGGAUUUUCAAAGGAAAAACCGUAAAUACUUGACAAAAGUGACAAACAAAUCUUCGAACACACUCAAGAAUAUAAAGCUCUCAAUUUCCAAGCUCUAUGCUCCUCUGUGGGGUCUCACAAAGUCCGGUGAUACCUAUUUCUUUCCAGCAUGGAUUAACUCUUUGGCAGCUGGUAAAAGCGAGUACGUAUAUAUCCACUUGAGUUCCCCUGCAAAGCUAUACAAGACAUUCUUUUCUCCUUUUGAAGUACCAAGUUUUGAUUACUUCUUGAUUUGUGGUCGAAGUAGAGAUUUCGAUGGGAUUAUGGCUAAUAAGAUCAAGGAUCGGAAGAAGAAAGAAGUGAAGAGACGAUUUAACACAGGUGUGUUCAUCCUCUUUCUUCGCCAGUCUCCACUUCAUUGGUUACAGAGAUAA
Molecule: messenger RNA, 513 nt
Organism: Fraxinus pennsylvanica
Lineage: Eukaryota; Viridiplantae; Streptophyta; Magnoliopsida; Lamiales; Oleaceae
Source: the annotation of a GenBank genome assembly